Molecule: messenger RNA, 859 nt
Organism: Galendromus occidentalis (western predatory mite)
Lineage: Eukaryota; Metazoa; Arthropoda; Arachnida; Mesostigmata; Phytoseiidae
Gene: Vps29
Product: vacuolar protein sorting 29
Exons: 3
Coding region: 87-635 (182 amino acids)
Biological process (GO): retrograde transport, endosome to Golgi
Cellular component (GO): retromer complex
Source: RefSeq, a predicted model, not a curated record
AGUCAGCUGUCAGUGCGGGGCGUCAAAGGAACUCGAAUUUCUGUCACGUUCGGUUCUGAUUCGCCGGAGCGGAAAUUUCCUAGAAAAUGCUGGUCCUCGUCUUAGGAGAUCUUCACAUUCCCCACCGAACCCACAGUCUGCCUUCUCAGUUCAGAAAAAUGCUUCUGCCGGGAAGGAUUCAGCACAUUCUAUGCACAGGGAAUCUUUGCACGAAGGAAUCGUACGAUUACCUGAAGACGUUGGCGUCCGAUGUACACGUGGUUCGAGGUGAUUUCGAUGAGAACUCCAAUUAUCCCGAACAGAAAGUAGUCACCGUAGGUCAAUUCCGGAUCGGUCUCUGCCACGGGCAUCAGAUCGUUCCUUGGGGGGAUAUCGAAGCUCUGGCUGUGGCGCAGCAUCAACUAGACGUUGACAUUCUCAUCUCUGGACAGACUCACAAAUUUUCCACGCACGAGCAUGGAGGACGAUUUUUCAUAAAUCCGGGAUCAGCGACCGGAGCAUAUUCGGCCUUGGAGAGCGAUGCCGUACCAUCAUUCGCCCUCAUGGACAUUCAGAGCAGUACGGUGGUCGUUUACGUGUAUCGUCUGAUAAACGGUGAAGUCAAAGUCGAACGGACCGAAUACAAGAAACCGUGACUUUAUUAAAAUUAGCUUACGUCGGGAUCGAUUGCGCUAGCAGGCGUCGCUUUUGACGUUCGAUAGCUCGUUAUUGAUUCGAGCCUUGUUUAAUUUCUACUAGGUUCUUUGUUUAUUUGGAUGUGACAAUGAGAUCAGGAUGUGACGACCAGACUUUCAUGCUGCUUCAGAGCUGAUGCUACAUCGAUAUAUGUAAAAAUAAAAGGACGUCUCUAUCCCUGAAC